AUGACCAGGGCGCAGCUGACGCGGACGGGGAUCCUGCGGAUGGCGCUGGGCGGCGGCGUCGCGGACCCGCUGCUGCCGGCGGAGGGCGGCGGGAGCCGGCGGGCGCCCUUCCUGCUGCGGGCCCUGCGCAUCGCCGUGGUGGUCUGCCUCUACUGGUUCACCUCCAUCGCCAUGGUCUUCCUCAACAAGUACCUGCUGGACAGCCCCUCGCUGCGCCUCGACGCCCCCCUCUUCGUCACCUUCUUCCAGUGCGCCCUGACGGCCGCCCUCUGCCUGGGCCUCAGCCUGGGGGCGGCCUGCGGGCCCCCCUGCCCCGGCCUGCCCGCCCUCCGCCUCGACCCCAAGGUGUCCCGCAGCGUCCUGCCCCUCUCCGCCAUCUUCAUUGGCAUGGUCACCUCCAACAACCUCUGCCUCAAGCACGUCGGUGUGGCCUUCUACAACGUGGGGCGCUCCCUCACCACCGUCUUCAACGUGCUGCUCUCCUACCUGCUCCUCAAGCAGACCACCUCCCUCUACGCCCUCCUGGCCUGCGGAGUCAUCAUAGGUGGCUUCUGGCUGGGUGUUGACCAGGAAGGAGCAGAGGGCACUCUGUCAUGGACAGGUAUAUUCUUUGGGAUCUUAGCAAGCCUGUGUGUCUCACUCAAUGCCAUCUACACUAAGAAGGUGCUGCCUGUGGUGGAUGGUAGCAUCUGGCGCCUGACCUUCUACAACAACGUCAAUGCUUGUGUCCUGUUCUUCCCCCUCAUGAUGCUGCUGGGCGAGUUCCGCACCCUCUACCACUUCGACAAGCUGGGGAGCCCCAGUUUUUGGGGCAUGAUGAUGCUGGGGGGAGUGUUUGGCUUUGCUAUUGGGUAUGUGACUGGACUUCAGAUUAAGUUCACUAGCCCACUCACCCACAAUGUGUCCGGGACAGCCAAGGCCUGUGCCCAAACAGUGCUGGCUGUUAUCUACUUCGAGGAGACAAAGAGCUUCUUGUGGUGGACGAGUAACUUGAUGGUUCUUGGGGGCUCCUUUGCCUACACGUGGGUGAAAGGGCUGGAGAUGAGAAAGGUGCAAGAGGAUCCUAAUGUCAAAAGCAGCGAAAGAAAUGAGACUGGUGUGUAGGCAGCUCCUACACUUCCGUUUCUGUGCGCGGGGGGUUAACCUUUGGUGCUCCUUUCCUCCUGGGGAGAAGAAGAGCAAGGAGCAGGAAAAAAUUCACCUGCAAAGCAUAUGGGAAACUAUGUCAGGAACCAGAGCCAAAGACCUGACUGGAUCAUGUUUUAUCUACGGGAUCUCACCCUGUAUGGGAGUUGGGGAGAGCAUGUGUUGUAGAAAGCAAUCAUUUUUUUUUGUGAUCGUUUUUUAAAAUGGAUGUUGCUAUUGACCUAA
Gymnogyps californianus (California condor) is the source of this 1371-nucleotide messenger RNA. RefSeq names its product solute carrier family 35 member C1 (gene SLC35C1). Lineage: Eukaryota; Metazoa; Chordata; Aves; Accipitriformes; Cathartidae. The transcript has 2 exons. The record is from RefSeq and is a predicted model, not a curated record. Gene Ontology annotation, molecular function: antiporter activity. Gene Ontology annotation, biological process: GDP-fucose import into Golgi lumen; protein O-linked glycosylation via fucose. The coding region runs from base 1 to 1104 and encodes 367 amino acids. Gene Ontology annotation, cellular component: Golgi apparatus.